This is a messenger RNA of Acanthopagrus latus (yellowfin seabream), 6360 nucleotides long. RefSeq names its product ferrochelatase (gene fech). The transcript has 11 exons. The coding region runs from base 206 to 1417 and encodes 403 amino acids. The record is from RefSeq and is a predicted model, not a curated record. Gene Ontology annotation, biological process: heme biosynthetic process. Gene Ontology annotation, molecular function: protoporphyrin ferrochelatase activity. NCBI's taxonomy places the organism in Eukaryota, Metazoa, Chordata, Actinopteri, Spariformes, Sparidae.
UGUUGACGUCGUCCUUAGCACACUUGACAGUGUUUGUACUGCCAGCCGGUGGCAGCUGAAGGAAUCUGGCGGACACAUCGGACUGGGCAGAGAGUGAUUCAGUGAGGGGAAACACUCGUGGAGACAGCCGCCGGGAACACCAGUAUCCGACGUUCACCUGAACGCAGACAGAGACUUCUAUCGGCAGUGGGCGAACAAAGUUACCAUGAUGGCAGUCCUGGGCAGCGCCGGUCGCUUGAUCCAAUUUGCCAGGAGCAGUGUCAGUCUGAGUGUAAGGAGACGCUCCACUGCUGCUGCUUUAGCCCAGACGGCCACUCCAGAAACACAGGAGAACAGGAAACCUAAGACGGGCAUCCUGAUGCUGAACAUGGGAGGACCCGAGAAACUAGAAGAUGUCCACGACUUCCUGCUGCGGCUCUUCAUGGACACAGACCUGAUGAAACUCCCUGUGCAGAAUAAGCUUGGUCCGUUCAUUGCUAAGCGUCGCACGCCGAAGAUCCAGGAGCAGUACAGUAAGAUUGGAGGGGGCUCGCCCAUCAAGCACUGGACCUCUAUGCAGGGAGAGGGCAUGGUGAAGCUGCUGGACGAGAUGAGUCCUGAGACUGCUCCGCACAAGUUCUACAUUGGUUUCCGGUAUGUUCAGCCGCUGACGGAGAACGCCAUCGAAGAGAUGGAGAAAGACGGAGUGGAGAGAGCCGUGGCCUUCACACAGUAUCCUCAGUACAGCUGUUCCACCACAGGCAGCAGUCUGAACGCCAUCUACCGUUACUACAGCAACAGAGGCGAAAGGCCAAAAAUGAGCUGGAGCGUCAUUGACCGCUGGCCCACACACCCCCUGCUGGUGGAGUGUUUUGCAGACCACAUCAGUAACGAGCUGCAGAAAUUCCCAGAAGAUAAGAGAGACGACGUCGUCAUCUUGUUCUCAGCACAUUCGCUCCCGAUGGCUGUUGUAAACAGAGGCGACCCGUAUCCUCAGGAAGUGGGAGCCACAGUUCAGAGAGUCAUGGAGAGACUCGGGCACUGUAAUCCUUACAGACUGGUGUGGCAGUCAAGGGUGGGACCCAUGGCGUGGCUCGGCCCCCAGACGGACGAGGUGAUUAAAGGCCUGUGUGAACGAGGGAAGAAGAACCUCUUGCUGGUGCCCAUCGCCUUCACCUCAGACCACAUAGAGACAUUACAUGAGCUGGACAUCGAGUAUGGACAGGUGCUGGGGGAGGAGUGCGGAGUGGAGAACAUCAGGAGAGCAGAGUCGUUGAACGGGAACCCUCUUUUCAUGAAGACUCUAGCAGACCUGGUCCACUCCCACCUGAAGUCCAACAUGCCCUGUUCCCGCCAGCUGACCCUCCGCUGCCCGCUGUGCACCAACCCCACCUGUGGAGAGACCAAGGCCUUCUUCGCCAACCAGACACUGUCAUAGAAAACACACACACACACACACACACACAAACCCACACACACACGCAACCACACAGGCACACAUCUGUAGGUGCCCUUCUUGCAGCAGUGCUACCCAUGCAGAAACUGAAGGCCUUCUUCAAUAAAACACAUGCAUACUAUAAACAAUAAACACAUACUGUCUCUCCAGCAAGAGUGUCAGUUACACAGUGAACAGAUCAUGAGGAACUGGCCAAAUGGUUUCUGCAGAUACAAUUUGGCGUUUGUUUUAUUGUACCUGAGUGUCGGAGCGAAGGAGUUAAGCCACUUCAAACAUAAGAAAAAUACAUUUACAGGUAGAUCAACAGUUAUGCAUUUUGGAAGUCACACUUAAACAAUGAUUGGAAUUCUUUAUAUCAGGCAUUUGAUAAACGGAUGAUGCAGUUUAUGGUUUACAUGCAUUGAUUGAUUCUCGUGGGAUUUGGAGACAAUAAGACGAAACAGACUUCUUCUCUUUGAACUGGAUCAGUCAGUUUCAGAAUCUGACUGAUAAGUGAAAAGCAAAAAAAAAAGUUACCUGAAUAUUCUUCAGUCUGACCGGCACACCGCGGAGAAAACAAACGUCCCUGUAAUUCCAACAGAUUCCGUUUGGUUUAGUUUUGGCAGAUAAAAGAACUGGCACUCUGCAGAAACAUCUGCUCACAUCACAUCUGCUACAGAAAAAGCCUCUCACUAGUUUUGUUGUUGUUGUUUGUGUUUUUUUUGAAAAUUAUAGUUCCCCUGCUUACAUUCCAUUCACUUGGCCCCUGCAAACUCCCAUCAGAGAUCCUGCUUCUCUUCUUGCUGGUGCUUAAUGAAUCACAGUCAGCCGAGGGUGAUGACACCACCCAUUAGGGACCCCUAUUGUUGGCUGUUUCUCUUCCCCGUCAUCACGUCUGUUGCUUCGUGCCGUUGGGCCAGGAGCCAGAAACCCCGUCCCAUCCAGCCAGUCCUGGCAGUGUCACUGGAGGAGGUUGGUGCUCCUCAAAACCCUUUGCUCGAUAAAUGAAUUUGAGUGAGCUUAUUGGUACGGUCCCACACGCGCAAUUCAGUGUGUGAACAUUGCCUGCUGAGGCGAAUAUUGCAGUGAAGUUCAACAAAGUUAAAUUCCACGUGAGGCGAACACACUCGUUUGCUCACGUAAUUUUGGGUGUGUGACCGUACCCUGGGAGAGAGAGAGAGCACGAUUUAGCACAAAUUGCAGCUACUUUAGGGAUUCGACAGAUUUUACUUUGACUGUCAAGACAAAAUCCAAGAUAAAAACUAAGACAUUAGUAAUUAAGAAUUAUAACUAGAAAAAAUUAAUGCUGCGUCAUUUUAUGUUGGUGCUAUACAUAGGUAACAAAAAGGUAUUGCAUGGCUUCUAUAGCAGACUAGAUUGCAGCUGUAGUCCAGCUAAGUUAAAGAGGGUCUGGGGUGGAAACCUCUCAGGGUGUCGUGAAAUCAUUUGUGGGGUAUUGUGACUUGGUUUACAAGCUUGGAGAAACAUGUUGCUAUGAUACAAUUUCAUUAACAAGUUUAUUUUUAUACUCUGCGUUUGCUUUUUUUCCUGCUGUAUUGUUAAGCGCUUUGAGCCUCUUGGCCACUGCCGAUGACAUCAAAACUAGAAAAGGGAAAAUUUUAAUUGUCACCGUUGUACCCGUGCAGCUUGUGAGAUGGAUGUUCCAAUCGACACAAACAAGGCUGGUUGAGUGUAGUGUACACGUUACUGGGUACUGAAAUGCAGAUGUCUCUUUUUGGUCAUAUGUCAUCACCACAUCUGGUCCCAUGAGAAGACAGCAAGGCUAGUUAGAUGCCAACCUGCUAACAAUCCUGUAAUGACAUCCGUAGUUUUUCUUUAAAUCGGCUCAUUAUUUACUAAAUCAGUGAGUAAUUUUCGACCUCUAAGCUAAAUAUGUGCAGAUACUACUUCAUUAUUAAUGCUGAUCCAGUACUUUUAGACCUAUGAUUUUGUGCCCUAUUUAGUGAUUAGUGAAGGCCUUCUGUUCCAUUUAGUUACUCUAUAUAGAUUAUACAGUGUGAGCUAGGGACUAUAAUACAAACAAGUUUCUACAUUUGAAUCAUAAAAUGUCACAUCUUUGUAGGUGUGAUGAGAGCAGGACAAAAAAUAUUUUUGAGGGAAAAGUAUAUAAGACCGUCAGGAAAAUAACAGUGAUGCUGGAAUUGUCCUUCAGUGGCAAGAUGCAGUAUGUGUUCAUUAAAAAGAAAUACUAUGUAGAGACGUAGCAGAGAUGUGUCAAAAGUACAUAUAUUGAGUGUGGGGCUAGUGUUUCAUUUGAAUGUCAGUUACCUUUGAUUUCCGUCUGCCUAACCUUCAGUGCAGUUCAUUUUUGUUCGUCCGCUCACACCCGCUGACUGCAGCACAACUACUAAAUGUGAAAACCUAACUGAAUUAGUCAGUGGGUUGACUUUAUUUUGUUCCACCUUCAGGUGCUACAACUCCAGAAAAUGUCUCGAUGGUUAGAGGUUUUAUCCCAUCUGCUGUCCCAUCCACUCUGAUUAUUUUGAGACAUUGCGAGACUCCUAAUAUAAUGUGUAAAUGUCAAAACAAUGUCACUUUUUAUGGUUAGUAACUUGACCUUUGACCUCCAACCUUGUUCCCCCUCUCCUGUUUCUGUCCCGUUACGCCAUGAGAAUGUGCCUUUUACACUGGCUAAGUAGAAGUACUGGACUUGUGCUUAAUGUCGAUUUAAUGUGUGCUUAACCAAAAUGCUAACAGGAAAAAUCCUCCCUGAAAUCUGAACUUACAUGUGCCUGCUGUGAUCUGAGCCGUCAACAGCUCUCUCCUCACGUAGAAAUCCAGAAAGAUGAAACACUUCCUAAAUGAACUCGGUUCAAGUUUGGCCAGUGGUCUAAUCCUCCAGCACUGAGCUAACUAGAUAUUGGGUGAGAUAGCGAGCUACAGUAUCACUUACUUUUAAGCUGCCCAGGGUGCUAGCUUUCUUUUCACGAGGUACAUGAUGACCUCUGCAACUGUGGCAGGCUUCAUAUGACAACUUUGCUGAGAAAGAUAUGUGAUAUUUCUGAUGUCUACAGUGUCCAAGAGCUGGUGACAGAAUUUACACAAAGUCUGUAUCAGCGGUGGCAUCUAGUUUAAAAAAUAUCUCUGGUUUAGAGGAAGACAGUAGAUCAGCCUGAACUACUGAGCAGCUGUACACUGUAUCUGGGGUCACCAGCUAACGAACCACUACAAUUAUGUAAUGGGAUUUAAAAAACAUGGCUACUCGUGCGCCUUGAGUCGGCUCCAGUGCUACCACGGGGUCAAACAGUUUUGGAAUAAUGCACGAACACUCCCAGAUCAGUAAUAUCAAGAUUUUCCCCGAUCCUCUUUCUGCUGCUGUUGUGCACUGUUAGCUUGCUUGCUAAUUAGGUCCGCUUGCUUAUGCAUUGUCCUCACUCACUAACUAGUUAGCUCACUACUUCACUAACUGCAGACAUUCUGAAGAUGCUGUCAGUAAAAGAUGGCCACUGACUUUCUAAUCAUCUGCGCUUGAUUCAAAUCCAGAAAAAAGCAGAGCGUCAGACCGGGGAUGUCUUACACUCCCCAAUUUGCUGUCAGCGGAGCUACUCAGAGACAUUUGAAGUGUUUCAUUCUGGAUAGGUGCUUACACUAACUCAGAUCAGCCUCUUUCUAGUCACCACAGACAGUAUACACGGUAUCUACAGCUGGAAAAUGCAUUUGGAUGUGGUUGCCUGAUUACCAAACAAUAAGUCACCAUGUUCAAAGAGGUUUAAGUUUUUUUUCUUCUCUUCAUGUGAAGCUUUGUUACCCCUCCUGCCAGCAUUUAUGUUUUACUCUUUUAACAUGGUAAUAUGUUGUAAUCACUGGCAACCAUCACCAGAGCGUUCGUGAAUUGUACAGUUGUCUGCUUCCACUGUGCAAGGCCUCAUUCAGACCUGAUCAGAGAACACCAUUUACACUACAUUAAUAAAAUCAUGGAUUUUCACAGACAGGACAGUGAUGCUCUCCCAGUUGGGUCCAAAUGCAACACUCGCACAACCCUGUGCUAAAAACACCGCAAUGCCUGAUGUGGUCUGAAUCAAGCCUAAUGCAUGCAGCAAUGCACUUUACAACACGUUCUCAUUUAAUACAACAGCGUUACUUCUUUUUGUACUUCCAGCACUCUUCCAGACAUUUGAAAAGGAUGGUUUUGUUUUUCGAGGAAUUUACUUGACUGAUUCUGUGUCUCUGCAUGCAUGACAGAACAUUAUUUUAAGUGAUGGUGUUAGCAUAGCUUAGCUCAAUUACUUGAUAUCAGUGGGUUCAAGUAGCAACUCAGCUUGUGUAGUGUAAAGGAUUAUCUCCGUACUUCUGCGCAGCCGCUAGUCGACCCCACAGACAUUUAGCAUUUGAGGUAAGCUGAGCUAAUUACGCUGUUUUACUUCAAGAUGCAUAGUAAAGUAAAGUCCUCUAGAAACCAAAUGAUCUUUUGAACACGACUUUCCCUGGGGAAAAAAAUCCAGUUUGUGCAGAAAUGGCUAAAUGUUUACGUCACAGCAGGGAGACAUGCUAAUGUCUGUGAUGGGCGGGUUUUUCCUCCACCAACAUGUUUUCUGAUUUAUUUUUAUCUAUCAUCUGUGAGUCAGUUUUAGCAACUCUGUAUGCAGAGUUUUCUGUGUGAUGUGUGCGUGUGUGUGCGUGUGUGCGCGUGUGUGUAUUUAGCUGAAAAUGCAUUGCGCAGAGUUUGUAUAUAUGAAAAAGAUGCUACAGCUUUGUUGCAGCUACGGCAUACUUUCUCUGUUGUAUUGAUUUAUUUAUUUUUGUUUUGUUUUUUUUUUCCAUGUGUAUAAGAUGACGCAAACCACCUGUCUCAACUGUUUGAAUCAUUUUUUAAAAAAUAUUUGGGAGACAUGGUUAGCAGUGCGAUUACACACAACGAUGAGUCUUCCUUCAAAAUAAAAUACAAUUAAAUAUAAAAAUAAAAAAAAACAGCAACUGGUGUAAGA